AUGCACCCCGCGGCCUUCCUGCUUUGCACGCUUAUGGCCACUUUGCUAUGGGGAGCGGUCCCCAUCCAGGGGCUCGUUCGAGCGAUUUCUGACCACAAUAGCAGCAUGGACUUUGCAGACCUUCCAGCUCUCUUUGGAUCUGCCUUGAGGCACGAGGGACUUCAGGGGUUCCUUGUGGAGGCUCAGCCGGCCAACGCCUGCAGCCCCGUUGCCUCGCCACCCCCAGCUGCGGUCAACGGGUCAGUCUUUAUUGCACUUCUUCGGAGAUUCGACUGCAACUUUGACCUCAAGGUCCUAAACGUUCAGAAGGCUGGGUAUGGUGCAGCUGUGGUACACAAUGUAAAUUCCAACGAACUUCUGAAUAUGGUGUGGAACAGUGAGGAAAUCCAGCAGCAGAUCUGGAUCCCGUCUGUGUUUAUUGGGGAAAGGAGUUCCAAGUACCUGCGUGCUCUCUUCGUCUACGAGAAGGGAGCUCAAGUGCUCCUGGUCCCAGACAAUAACUUCCUCUUGGGCUUUUGCCUCAUCCCUUUCACAGGGUUAAUGGGACUGCUGAUUUUGGCCAUGGGAGCAGGGCUGAUAGUUCGUUUUAUCCAGCACCAGAAACAGCUCCAGCAGAAUCGGCUGACCAAAGAGCAACUGAAGCAGGUUCCUAUACAUGACUAUCAGAAAGGAGACCACUACGACGUCUGUGCCAUCUGCCUGGACGAAUAUGAGGAUGGAGACAAGCUGAGGGUACUUCCCUGUGCUCAUGCUUAUCACAGCCGCUGUGUGGACCCCUGGCUCACUCAGACCCGGAAGACCUGCCCCAUCUGCAAGCAGCCUGUUCAUAGGGGUCCUGGAGAAGGGGAGCAGGAGGAAGCAACUCAGGGGCAAGAGGGUGAUGAAGAAGGGGAGCCAAGGGACCACCCUGCCACAGAACGGACCCCCCUUCUGGGCUCCAGCCUCACUCUUCCCACAUCCUUUGGCUCCCUAGCCCCAGCCCCCCUUGUUUUUCCUGGGUCUUCAAUAGCUCCAUCACCAUCUCCAUCCUCUUCGUCCUCUUCUGCUGUGGUCCUGAUCUGA
This is a messenger RNA of Neogale vison (American mink), 1062 nucleotides long. Its product is annotated as E3 ubiquitin-protein ligase RNF167-like. Bases 1 to 1062 code for a protein of 353 amino acids. NCBI's taxonomy places the organism in Eukaryota, Metazoa, Chordata, Mammalia, Carnivora, Mustelidae. The transcript has a single exon. Gene Ontology annotation, biological process: positive regulation of DNA-templated transcription; protein ubiquitination; ubiquitin-dependent protein catabolic process. Gene Ontology annotation, molecular function: zinc ion binding; ubiquitin protein ligase activity. The record is from RefSeq and is a predicted model, not a curated record. Gene Ontology annotation, cellular component: cytoplasm; nucleoplasm.